Messenger RNA from Punica granatum (pomegranate), 1838 nucleotides. The record is from RefSeq and is a predicted model, not a curated record. Lineage: Eukaryota; Viridiplantae; Streptophyta; Magnoliopsida; Myrtales; Lythraceae.
UGGGAAGAGGUGGAAAUAUGGUACCGAAGGUGGUUGUAUAGUAUUGGAUAUUUGACUUUGUAUGAUAAGUUUUCUUCUUUUCCCAGAUGAAGAAGAAAAAUCUCCUCUGCUCCUUCCCCUGUUAUUCUUUUCUAUGCAAUUCUUCUUUGGCCCCCAAAGUCUGAUCAUUUCUCUCCUGGACUAGUCUCCUGCAGCUAUCCGACAUCAACACCGUAACCGGCGGUUGUUCCUUUCUCGGUAGCUGCAAUUCUUUGGCGGAGCCGAAGCCUUUACUCCCGUCGAAGUCAAUCGACUACUUGCCAAUUGUUGCAGGUGAAAGUCGCCAUGGCUUGUCCUGCUGAGGAAGACAUUUGUCUUGCUGAGGAAGGCAUUCUGAUCGACAUACUGUCAAGGCUUCCAGUCAAGUCGUUGAUCAGGUUCAAGUGCGUCAGCAAGCGAUGGCACUUUCUGAUCUCAGAUCCUCGGUUCGCCAUGAGCCAUCUCCGGAGAUCGGUGGAACAAAGCCUGAAUCCUGACUCCUGCAGGCGAGUCCUCAUCGGCACCAAACCCCUCCGAUCCGUCAACUGCGACGCAUUGAUCGAGGAUGCUAACGCGCAUACUGCCAUCACCGAGCUUGAGUAUCCCUCCAUGGUUCCUGAGCACCGUUUCCGGAUCGUGGGUUCUUGUAAUGGUUUGGUUUGCUUGCUUUUCUAUCAUGAGAGGCUCACUGUGUGGAAUCCUUCUACACGGCAGUCCCGUGAUCUGCCGAGCCCGAGACCUGUUCCUUUUGAUCAUAUGAUAUUACAUGGAUUUGGCUACGAUUCCGUAACUGAUGACUACAAGGUGCUGAGAGGUUUCCGCGAGAAGACUGCGGGCGGGACUUACUCAACAGCAGUCGAGAUAAUCUCUCUGCAAUCCAAUUCCUGGAGAAGGAUUCCCGAUAUUGAUUACACGACCACGUUUUCUCAAGGAACCUACAUGAAUGGGUCGAUCCACUGGCUAUACCUACACCGAGAAAACGCUCCGCGAAUUGUUAUUGUGUCUUUCAAUCUGGCUUCAGAGGAAUUCCAGGAGAUUCUAUCACUUCCGGACACGGAACCUUUGGUUCUUUUUGAAGGAAUAGGUGUUAUGGGAGGAUGCCUCGCUCUAUACAUCGAUAGUAAAUGGGAAAUCGAGCUUUGGGUAAUGAAAGACUACGGCAUUAAGUCAUCUUGGACGAAGCUGUUCAACAUUACAAGGGAGGUGUUACCGAGAACUUUCGGGUGGUGGAAACCGGUAUACGUCACGAAGGAUUGGCAUAUUCUCUUUGAUGCAGAUGAAAUGGACUCUUUCUCCUUCAGCGUGUACGACCCAGAGAAGAGUACUUUCAAGGACUGCGGGUUCUAUGCGGACCGGCAGAAUUUUGAAUCUGAGACAUAUAUUGAGAGCCUGAUUUCCCCUUAUUAUCAGAGGAUGGAGUGAGUAGAGCUGGAGAAAUCGUGGGCUCGGGAUGAUUUUUCGAGGAUUAAUAUGAUCAGUGAGCUGCACUCAAUAUCGCCGGAGGGAAAAGGAGGCUAUUGAACCCGAGCUAAACCUUGUUUCCUGAUGAUAUACUCUCUCUUUGUCAGGUGAUGCUACCCUGUGAUCAUCAAAUGCGGAAUGAUUAAGUCGACUUCGGGAGAAGUCCUCUCACAGGACCAACUUCACAUCUUUUGCAGCAGCCCUUCACUUUUCGCCUUUCCAAUGUACAUAAUGGCUUGUAUGAUUGCAGUUCUCAUUUGUUUUUUUUUUUUUUGCUCCAACAGUUCUCAUGUUUAUACAUUGUAAUAAGUUACUAAUUUAUUAUAAUUCGAAGGAGAAAAAUAUAUAAUGUUGCAUCC